Molecule: messenger RNA, 1164 nt
Organism: Vigna radiata var. radiata (mung bean)
Lineage: Eukaryota; Viridiplantae; Streptophyta; Magnoliopsida; Fabales; Fabaceae
Product: chromatin remodeling protein SHL
Exons: 6
Coding region: 110-745 (211 amino acids)
Molecular function (GO): chromatin binding
Source: RefSeq, a predicted model, not a curated record
GCACUGAAACAAAAAAUUAAUAAAGCCUUACAUGUAAAAAAAAAACUUAAUAUUUUUCUGUAUUUUUUUCAUCCUCAAUCUUCUACAUCCUGUGCUUCCAUUCCAUCCCAUGGCUAAGCCGAAGGCUCCAAGACGAACCCUAGAGUCAUACUCAGUCAAACACAUAAACAAAACCAUUAGAGCUGGUGAUUGCGUGCUCAUGCGACCGUCGGAUCCGGCAAAACCCUCGUAUGUGGCCAGGAUUGAAAGGAUCGAGGCGGAUGCGCGUGGCGCAAAUGUGAAAAUUCAUGUUCGCUGGUACUACAGGCCAGAGGAGUCAAUUGGGGGUCGCCGCCAGUUUCACGGCUCAAAGGAGGUUUUUCUCUCUGAUCACUUUGAUGUUCAGAGCACCGACACAAUCGAAGGCAAGUGUACGGUCCACAGCUUCAAGAGCUACACAAAACUGGAUGCCGUUGGUAACGAUGAUUUCUUCUGUCGGUUUGAGUACAAUUCCUCCACAGGUGCCUUCAAUCCUGACAGAGUUGCAGUGUAUUGUAAAUGCGAGAUGCCUUACAAUCCUGAUGACCUAAUGGUCCAAUGUGAGGGCUGCAGUGACUGGUUCCAUCCUGCUUGCAUAGACAUGACUGUUGAAGAAGCCAAAAGACUUGACCACUUCUUUUGUGAAAGCUGCUCUGCCGAAGGUCAAAAAAAGUUGCAGAACUCUCAUUCCGCUUCUAGACUCUCGGAUACAAAGGACUUCCUUUAGUAUGUCUUUAAUGCCUAAGGACGGUGCCACCAUUUUAUUUGUGGUGGACACUAAACGCCGUCGUAGGUAAUAGUGUGAUAGUAUAUAAAGCAUGAUAAAAUGAGUUAGAUAUGUAAUGAAUGUACUGGAGAACUUGCUUUUCUAAUCCUGGGUAGGGGCCGGACAAAGACGGAGACAAAGUUAUGUUGUUCUAUGUUGUAGUCGUUCACUUUCACAUGGAAAGAGACUAGUUUGGAAACUUGUCAUGUGUAUUUGGUUGGAGGACAAAUGCAGUUUCCUUUGAAGUGGAGGACGUGUUUAUGUAAUUAUAUAGUGUAGAUUCUGUCUCUUCUUUCUGGUCCUUGUUCUGAGUCGGAUGAACUUUUGUAAAGUAUUUUACUUAUUUAUGAGAGCAGUAGACACUCAAUUCUUUCUUUGUA